Messenger RNA from Amaranthus tricolor (Joseph's coat), 5173 nucleotides. Its product is annotated as protein ESSENTIAL FOR POTEXVIRUS ACCUMULATION 1-like. Bases 304 to 4872 code for a protein of 1522 amino acids. The transcript is spliced from 11 exons. Gene Ontology annotation, molecular function: protein binding. Lineage: Eukaryota; Viridiplantae; Streptophyta; Magnoliopsida; Caryophyllales; Amaranthaceae. The record is from RefSeq and is a predicted model, not a curated record.
UAAAAGAGCAAAAAAGAACACAAAAAUGGAUUUGAUUUAGGCAUUGUGACCACCCAUAACAAUAACCUCUUCCUGCCGAGUCCCCCGUCUUCUCUCCUACUGCUUCCUUCAACUUCUAUCCGAGUACUAUUCCAAUUUCCAAACCCUAAUUUCUCUCUCUCUCUCUCUCUCUCUCUCUCUCUCUCUCUCUGUUCUCGCGCUAACAUUCUCCGGCAAUUUCUCUUUCAAUCUCUCUUUCAAAUUUCAAUCCCUCUUUUCGAAUUCGCGAAUCUGAGUUGUUGAUUUCGAUAUUAAUUACCGAACAUGUCUGCUCGCAAAAUUGAUCUACCGCACGAUCUCCAUCUAUCAACCACCAAAGCCUCUUUAGAAAAUGGUGAUGAAAAGGUCACAUUGCGAUUCCUUGAUGAGGUUAAAGAUCAAGCAGCUUCUGAGAACAGCAUUCCACUUUCCCCGCAAUGGCUCCAUGCUAAACCUGGCGAUGCUAAGCCGGAUGCUCGUGGCAUGAACACGUUGUCUCUUGGAAAUCCCAAUGAUCAGAUUCAGAAGGAAAAUGACAAGAAGGACUGGAGGAAACUGGCUUCCGAAAAUGAGAGCACAAGACGUUGGCGUGAGGAAGAAAGGGAAACGGGUUUGCUUGGUAGAAGAGAUGGCAGGAAAACUGAUCGCCGCGUUGAAAAUGUUUCUAUCAGAGAAAGUACCGAUGCAAGAAGUUUGCCUUCUUCUGACCGUUGGCAUGAUUCUACAAAUCGCAACUCUGUCCAUGAGGCAAGGCGUGAUAGCAAAUGGUCAUCUAGGUGGGGUCCUGAAGAGAAGGAGAAGGAAUCACGGCUUGAAAGGAGAACAUAUGUGGAAAAGGAAGAUGCUCAUAUUGAUGGUCAAUCAAGUGGAAGUGGCAGUCGUGAUACUGAACUGCGUGAUAAGUGGAGGCCUCGUCAUAGAACAGAACCUACUUCCGGCGCACCUACUUCACACCGUGCUGCGCCUGGCUUUGGGGUUGAUAAAGGAAAGCUGGAUGUUCGUAAUUUCGGAUUUACUGUUGGAAGAGGGAGGUCAAGUGGGGGAUCUAUUGUAAAGCCUCCACUGGGGAGUACAAGUGCUACUGUCCUAGUUGACAAGAAUGAGUGUAUUCUUGGCAAACCAAAUCUUUCUGUGGAGCCUUUUCGUUACUCUAGGGCCAAGAUUCUUGACAUUUACCGUCUACAAAAACUUGAUGCAACUUCCUUUUGCAAGCCUGAUUUAAUGGAAGAAGUUCCCUUGUUAACCCGGGUGGAGGCUGUUGAGCCAUUGGCUUUCAUUGCACCAGAUGCUGAGGAAGAGGUAAUACUUAAUGAUGUAUGGAAGGGGUCAAUUACUGGCAGUGGAGCUUCUUACAGUCCAUUCAAACAGGGCAAGUUAGCUGAGGCUGCCACAGGCACUGGCGACAUGGAUUCUCUUGAAGAAAAUCAGAGUGUCUUUCCUGCUAAUAUUGUGGAGGACACUGUUGACGAAAGACCUGCUGAAUAUGAUGCAGCAACUAAACUUUCUGUCACAGAAUCUGAGGGACCAAUGUCAGGAGUUCCAACAAUUGCUGAUGCAGAUGCAGAUGUAGAUGCUGAUGAUGACAAUUAUAAUCUUAGGGCGGCUGAGAAUGACCAUGCUGCUUUUGAUAUCAGCAUUAAACUUCCAGAUGAUUCAAACUCAUUGUUUGUGUCAGAAUCUCUAGAUGAUAGCCGUUGUAACAAUCUUUCUCAGUGUGUGAGAGAUGCUAAUUCUGUGGGAGACGGUGUAUCUCCUGAGGGGUUAAGCUUAUAUUACCUUGAUCCUCAGGGUGAAAUACAGGGUCCUUUUCUUGGGGUGGACAUUAUUUCAUGGUUCGAACAAGGUUUUUUUGGUGCUGAUUUACCAGUUCGCUUGGCAGAUGCUUCAGAAAAUGCCCCUUUUCAUGAGUUGGGUGAUGUAAUGCCUCACCUCGUAGUUCAGGACGGGCUUGGUAUUAACUCAGAUAUUGGUUCCAAGAUGGAUAAUCUCGGAGGUUCUGCACGUUCCAGCGAGAUCAAUGAUUUGAGCACAUUAAAUUGUCAAUCUUGGCAGUUGCCUGAACUGGACAAUCACUUAAAUCAGCCAGCUCACUCUCGAAUAUUGGAGCAUGAUAUUUCUUCGCAACAUGCAUUUUCUGAUGGAAAAGGUUUUUAUAAUUCGUCUGCCCAGGAAGAAGAAAUUGUUUUCCCUGGAAGACCAGGGAGUGGUGAUAACCAUGUUAGAGGUUUGAGAAGUGCUGAUGGGCCCAUUGCAAAUAUUGCCGGGUAUCAUAAUUUUCCAAAUGAAACAAGAAAAACCUGCAUGCCAAUUCAAAAGGAUGAUAAGCUGCACCCUUUUGGCUUGUUGUGGUCUGAACUUGAAGGUAAUCCUACCAGACAAUCCCAGCCCAUGAAUAUGCCUUCUACCAUGGGUAUGUCUGGUCCUCUUUUUGUUCAUUCACCCAGUGCGCCUUCUCAUUUCGGCGGAGAUCAGAAUAUUGAUGAAACGUGGUCCAACUUUCAUGACAAGGCUCCGAUUUCUAACGCACACAUAUUUUGGGACUCAUUGGAUACCCAACAAUUUUCUCAUCAUGAUCAAGAAUCUAAUCAUCGUGAAUUAGCUGAACAUAUAAUAUCGAGACAACUCCAGCAGCAGCAGCAGCAGCAGCAGCGUAUUCAACAAAGAAAUCGGUUGUCUCAACUUUCUCACUUGAAUCAGUCGCUUCUAGAUCAAGUGCCUGGUCGAGCUUCACUCCAUCAACAGCUGUCUAAUCAACCUUUAUCUGAACUUGAGCGCAUUAUGGCUCUUGAACAGCAGCGUCAGCUGGAGCUACAGCAUCAUUUGCAACAACAGCAGCUUCAGAAAAUUUUUCUGCAGGAGCAGGAAUCACAAGCUAGACAACUCCAUGAACAGUUUUUUCAUGGUCCUGAGGCUGGCUUUGCUCAUUCUCGCAUAGAUCCUACCACGAGCUUGGAUCAGAUUUUGUUGAAGCAGCAUCUGCGUGAUUCACAAACCCAUUUGCACCAGUCUUCUAGGCAUAGUGAUCCAAUUCUGGAACAGCUUAUUCAAGCAAAAUUAGGUCACACAACUCAUCAGGAUCGUCAGGCCGAUCUGUUGGAAAUGAUGCAGCAUACUCGCAAUGAACCAUUUCGGUCUCAUCAGAUGCUCCAGCAGGAGCAGCUACAGGCACAGCAAAUGUCAAUGGGCGUAAGGCAUCGGCUUGAAAUGGGGGAAGGAAGUCCAACUGGCUCCGUUUGGCCAGUGGAAGAAGCAGAGCAUUUUCUUCGAAAUCCUGUUGGUUCUCAACGAGCUCAUUCUGCCGCUUUCAGCCCACCUCCAUUUAGCCCUUUAGACAUGCUGCACCAGCAGCAGCACAGGGAAAAAGAGGAGCAGCUAAGAGAUUUUGAACGAAACCUUUUGCAGGAGAGACUAAAUAGAGGACUAUAUGACCCUGGGAUGCCUAUGCAAGGUGGAGUUUCAGGUGGUAAUUUAGAAUUGGCCAAUGCUAUGGCCCGAUUGCAGGGCUUGGAUAUUCAAGAUCCAAACAGUCAUGUGCGUUCUGCAGGUCAACUUGGCUCCUUCAAUUCUGGCACCCAUACUCAUCAUGCUCACCACCCUUAUGUUCCUAAUGAAUUCAAUACACAUUUUGAUGUCGAGGGCCAUUGGCAUGAUAAUGAUAGUCGUAUGUCGAAUGAUUGGAUGGAUUCAUAUAUGCAUCAGCUGGAUGUUCAUCCUGAGCAGCAGAAAAGAGAGCAACUACAUGGUGAAGACAACUCAAAAAGAUUGUUGUUGGAACUAUUGCAUCAGAAAACUAAUAAUCAACCUACACAGCCUCUAAGUUUGAAUGAUCGUGCACCUUCAGAGAGGAGAACACCUUCUGGUUUUUUUACUGGAUCAAGUUCUGCAGAGCAUUUGUUUAACCUUGCCCAUGAUCAUGAUGUCAGUCUAGCCAGCCCAGCCUCUGUUCCAUCUUUUCUUAAUAUGCCGGCUGAGCAAACUCAACUCCGAGAUGAGCAGAGAGGUGGCGUUGACCCUAGUGGAUUGAGUGGUCGAUCGAACUCUGGAUUAGUUGUGGAGGCAGAAUCUAUCUAUCCUGGAAUUAGUAAAAAUUCUUCUCUGAUUUACAACAUUGUUGAUAUGAGUGGAAGCUCUUACAUCGACCGAGAAUUUUCUGAGGAGGGAAAGAAGUGGGCUCCCAAAGUAGAAGAUUUGGUGAAUUUAUCAGUGAUUGAUAUGUCAGAGUCACCUUCAAAGCAACCUGAUGUUGCACUAAUAGAUGAAAGGGAGAUACAAGCCAGUUCCAUCAACAGGCAGAACUCUAUUGGUGUUGCCGCUGGACAAGGUGCUUUCUACAAUGAAAAGUUUGGCCAAUCUAAUUCCUUUGCCGAAGAGGUUGAUAGGAUACCUACUGUUCUUUCCAGAGGGUCAAAUAAUGUCUUAUUUAAACGUCCAUUUGUGUCUCGUCCAUUAUCUUCUCAAGAGGGGAUGUCUGAUUUAGUUAAUGAUGCUGUCACUUCAGGAACAAACCCAUCGAUUAGCACUCUUGAUGGUGGAAGACGAGACUUAGGAGGCAACACAACUGUCCAAGUUCCUGAUACUUCUAAAAACGAUAUGCGAUUCAGGCGAACUAAUUAUUGUAGUGAUUCUGAUGUCUCGGAUACAUCAUUCAUAGAUAUGUUAAAGAGCAACGCUAAGAAGCCACCACAACCUGAGGCACAUGCUACAGGUGCUUCAGAAUCUUAUGAUGCUACCCAUGGUGGUAAGAGCGGGAAGAAGAAAGGAAAGAAAGGAAGGCAGAUUGAUCCAGCUCUUCUUGGUUUUAGGGUAACUAGCAAUCGUAUCAUGAUGGGCGAGAUUCAAAGAAUCGAAGAUUAACCUUUUUUGCUAUACCGUGUCAUGUACUCAUGUUUAUACCCAAUGCGUUUUCCGCCAGGUCUUGUAAGAGGUGUACAGAUUACCAUUUUUUGGUGUAAAGCCCUUUUUAUUUUUUAAUUUACCUCAAGUAUAUAAAUUGAAUAUUUGCGUCGAUUACCUUGGUUUACUUGUUCAUACGGGGUAAUUGAUAUAGUUUUAGUUCAGGAUUCCUCAUUCCUGUGUAGAGGUUGUACAUACUAAGCUCGUUCUUAAAAAACCGUGGCUGAAUGAAAGAAAAGCAUCAGUAGCAAUACAUUUUACA